UGUGGGCAUUUGUCACUUCGCGAGUGUCAGUAUCUUGAGAAAAGGGCAAAUUUUCCCUAAUAACCGUGAAAAUUCCCUCAAAUUUCCACAUUCUGCGUGUUGUGGAGUGACUAGUGGUGUGAUUAAUGCAAGUGGUUAGUUCCUCAGGACAAUUCCAGAUUGACCCUCGGACCUAACAUCCUUUGCUAAUCAUGCCUGCACCGCAAUUGCCACUAAUUGAGUGAUUGAGGCACUGAGAGUUCACUAGUUCGGCACGCGGGUGGGUGGAAAAUGCCCCAGGUCCCGGGUGUUCAGCAUGCACCGCCCGGCCUGCCGGAGUGCACUGAUGCACGGACGCGGUCGUGGAGCUAUCUUCAGCAGCUUCACGGAGACGCCAGCCAUCUGCCGAGCACUGUUGAUGUGAACGCACUAAAGUCCGGCCCUCCGGACAUCACAAGCAAGAGCAUGGAGUCCAGCAGCUCAUCCACAGAUUCAGAUGGCACGAGCAGCAGCACUGAAAGUGACUCGAGCACGGCGUCGGAGAAUCCGAAGCGCCGCAAAUCACCCACACAGGCGCCUCAAUUCAGCGUGACGAGCUCCGACAAGAGUGGGCUAAAGAUGAAAAUAGCAGCCAUUCCGAGGGGUGUUAGUCAGAAGGCGCUCAAUAACAAUUCAUCACCGCUGAGGAAGGCGAAUGAUAAGAAGAAGGUGAAGAGCACAAAGGCCGGCGGGGCCACCACGUCGAAGAAGAGCACCACUGACGCCUCGAGUAGCAGUUCGUGCUGUUCAGCAUGCAAUGGCAGUGAGAGUGACUCAAGCUCCGAUGAGAAUACGAAUGCCAAGCAGCAGAAGUUGCCUAAGAAGCAGAAAAAGCUGAGAAGAAAGAAGGCAAAUCGGAGUGCAUCGACGAGCAGUGGUGGACGAACAGACUCAAGUGAUUCAGAAUCAAGUGAUGAAGUUCUGCAGGAAAUCAAUCCGGAGGAUUUGGCGGCUAUUCUACCCACUGAAAGUUUCAAUGAAUUCGAUAAUCCAGCGACUUCCGGAGCGUCUGCACCAACACAGACAUCAUCCACCACGCAAGCGGCAAAUGCAUCGAGAUUUGGCCAAGUGAAGAUAGCUUCGAGUGUGCCAUCGUCACUCACGGAUGCGUGUGCUGAUGGUGGCUCGUCGAGUGACAUGGAAUUGCCGGCUAUUGUGAAUGCAGCUAUACAGUUGGUGGAGAAUUGCUCAGACAGUGAGGCGAGCGGGAGACCGUCAGCUCCUCCGGUGACAUACAAUUCACCGCUGCUGCUGGAUUUCAUGGUGAAGACGCAGAUGCUGGGAAAGACAAGCUCAUCGCUGGCGGAAGAGACUUCACUGCCUCAAGGUCCCAGUGGAUCUGGUGAUAAGGGAAGUGCUGGGAAGCUGGAGAGUGAAUCACUGACGCCAACGGCAUCGUCAUCGGGGAGCAAAAGCACUGCAGCAGUGGCGACGAGCAGCGCAUCUGUGGAGAGUAAAGAGAAUGUACCUGUAGUGGAAGUGAAGAGGAAGCGCGGAAGGCCAAAGAAGAAUCCAACGAUUGAGAAACCUGCUGCACCAGCGGCAAAGAGUGCAACAACAACGAGCGGAUCACCAGAUUCUGGGAUUCUCUCCAUUACGCAGAGUCCAUCGCAUUCGCCGAGAACAGAGGCGAAACGCGGGCCUAGUGCAAGGAGUGCAGCGAGUGGGAGUGCGAGGAAAGUUGACUCUGUGCCAGUAGCCACGCGAAAGACGCCAGUUCCCACGACACCCACGAAGAUCAAUAUUUCCAGUCUGGACAAGAGCAUGUAUGCCACUGAGAGGGUGCUGUAUCCACCGCGUGGGCGACGUCGCGGUCCUGGGAGGCCGCCGACAAAGUCCAAGGAGGCCAAAAAGGAGGAGACAGUGGAUCCGAUGUGGCGCAAAAUUGACAUCAAUAAGAAAUUCAGGCGGCCCAGUGUGAGUGGGUACAAGAGUGAUGGUGGAACGGUGUGCAGUAAGGUUUUGGCAUCUCAGAGUGGCUACACAAGUGACUAUGGGGCCGUGAGGAGGCGUCGUCUGUCCGGCUAUCGAAGUGAUUACAGUACAAAGAGCAAGAAGAGUGGCUAUCGGAGUGAUUACAGUGUGAAGGCAAAGAGUUGUGGUUACAGGAGUGACUGCAGUAUUCGGCAUAGGAAGAAGGUGAGGCGAAAACGUCGCACGAAGACCAACAGUCAGAAGUCAGCGGUGACAGAGCAGGACAUUCUGCAGCUGGCGGGACUUAGUCUUGGGCAGUCCAGUGAGGAGAAUAGCGUGGAGGCGGUGACGCCAGUGGCCAAGACCAGUGAGAAUCUCUUUUCCACGUCCACAUUCAACGGGGCUUUCAGCGCUAUGGCGCGAUCACUGAAAGUGGGUCAGAAUCAUUCCCUCUUCUCGCAGGCGAGUAACUCAAAAAUGUCCUUGAAGGAUGUUGCUAAUCGAAAGAGUGUGGCAUUGGACGGUGCCUUUGGUGGCAAGAGCAAGUCACUAUCGACAUUCGGGUCGAUUUCGGCUGGAAAAUCAAAAGGAGCCGCCAAGAGACUCGAUGACAGUGUCUGCUCCUUCGGCAGCCUCUUGCAGCAGUCCGGACAGAAGGGAAAAGAGGUGGCGUGUUUGAAAUCUCCGGCCAGAGCUGCUGCCAUUAGAUCAAGACGAUCUUCGGCAGUGAGUCGAUGCAGCAGUCGAUCAACCAUGUCGCGACAUCAUCUUAGGCGACGUCGCAGGAAGCGCCUGAGGUCGCGGAAUGAGAGUGUAGCUAGUCGAGUGACUGACGCCAAGUUUCUGCAGGAGCUGGAUCAGUUGAUCGCCUCCUUCGGGGCGGCUUGCCAUAUCAGUGCGGAGAGGAGUGUAACGAAAGAAUCGGCGCCUAAGACAACUUCCAAACGGGCUACGAAGAAGCGGAAAGUGGCAGAAACUGCCGACUCGCCGUCAACGAGUGGCGGAGGCGGAAAGAGGAGGCACAAGAAGACGCAAUCAACCCAAAGUCCAGAUGAUCACAAGCUUCCGCUGAAGAAGAGACACUAUCUGCUGACGCCGGGUGAGAAGAGUGAUAGCAAGAUGAUGGCAGAAGAGGCAAAAGGUGAUCCCGGAAAGAUGCCACCCAGGGCGGUGACGCCGAAGAAGAGACAUCUGAUUGAGAAACAAGACCCACCGUCGAUAAUCACGGAUGAGAUAUCAUCGGCCAUAAAGUCAAGCAAUUCUCCUAUAACAAUUGACACAAAAACCACGGACUCCAGUGAAAUUAGUGUUGUGGAUUCGGGAGCCAAUCUCAGGAGUCGACGAUCGGACAUCAUGACGCGGAAGAAGAAUCGAUUGGAGGGCUUGGUGUCAAAGAUGCAAGCGUCUCCAUCGGGAGAGAGUCAGAGUGAGAAGAGUCACUCUGGUCGACCGUCUGUCAUCAGUAAAAUUUCUGCUUCAGGUCCACCUCCGGGUGUUUUUGAGCCAUCCAUUGAUUUGGAACUUCAAAUUCCUGUCUCUACCAUCAUUGUACCGAGCUUGGUGACCAAGACUGAGGCUCUGGACUCGCCUAGAGUGACAGAAUCCAUCGGAACGGUGGAUACAAAUGAGAGUUUGGCAAGGAGGACGGAGAAAGUUGUGGAGACACUACUCAGCAAGACAAGAAGGCCACUGACGAAGAGAAAACGGCGAAAGACGAUAAAUAGAACGGGAUUUCCGAGUGUGAAGAAGAAGAAAAAGAUCACACGUGACAAUACGCUAGAAGUGCCCUGGAAUGAUGGCCUAAAAGAGACUCAGGUAUCGCCUAAAGUUCAUCCCUUGACAGUUGAGAAUGUAAAGAAGAUCGCGGAGAAUUGCGAUCGUGUGCCGAAGGUGGGAGAAACGGCGGAUAUUUUUAUGGAGAGAAACAACCGUCCGAGAUUGUCAGUGGUGAGCUUGGAGAGGCUUCAAGGAAAGAUUCCCGAAGAGUCCUCAAGUCGCAUGGUGAUUAAUCCCUUUGGUGUGGACAGGAAGACUCGAAAGAGUAUAGCAAAUGGAGAGAUUCCGGAUUUGGGAAAGCGUCAGCUGAGAACAAGACAUCGCGAUGAGUCAAGUGAACAGAAGAAGAGGGAUCGUGACAGUUCUCAGGAGAGUCCAACUGUUUCCACCAUUGCGAAGAAGUUCAAGGAAGAGGAGACUUCAAAGCAACGCGAUCAGUCGUCUGACAAUGAACCUCUGAUUAAUCUUGUGAAGCCCAAUGAGAGAAAGCGACCGCGCAGAAAGGGUGUAAGUGCUCUCAUUGACAAUCUCACGCCCAAUGAAUUACUGCCGGAAUCCGCGAAGAGGACACGAUUGCAGAGUGAGAUUGAGAAGAAGAACAAAUUGGAGGCGGAAAUGCAGCCGGUGGUUAAGUUGGAGUCAAUGGAUGGAAGCAGUGGAAUUAUCCUGGGUAAGAGAACCACCUCAAGAUCAUCAUCAGUUGCUCUAUUUCCAUCUUCGAGUCCUGUUGAGCGAUCGCCACGACCAAAAUCUAGGAUGGAAGUGAAAUUGAGUCCUUUGGCAAUAUCCAGGGAGGCGUCGAAAGACAAUGGUAAAGUGGCUACGAAGGAAAUGUCUCUGAAAGUGUCACUGAAGAUUCCAGAACCUCGCAAGGAGCUUCCAAAAGUGGUAUCAAAGGAAACUGAGAGAACCACGAGGAAUAGGACAGCUAAUACAGUUGCCAAGCCGGCGCUUGAGAGCAAGGAGAAGGAAAAGGUGGUGGAGAAGGAGAAACCAAAGGAGAAGCUCAAGGAGGCUGAGAAGGAAAAGAGUUCUGUGAAGACGCGUGCGAAGGAUAAGAGUGUGGAGAGGAAGCCUGUGGAUCUCGAUGAAAUGAGUCUGGAAAAGAGGCAACAAGUGGCCAAGUCACCCAAGAAGAUUGAGAAGUAUAAGGAUGCCAAAGCUCACGAAUCUCCAGUCAAGAUGAAGUCUCCUGAUGUGAAACCUUCAGUCAAUACUCAAUCAUCACCUCAGUUGAUGGAGGAAUUGGAGCAAGAGCCUUUGCCCAUAAGCGAAGGGCCGUCUAGAGUGCCUCCACGGGAAGAUUCGCCGGUGAGUGUGGCCAGUGAGAAGAGUGGAAGGAAGUUUUCACGCUGGAAGAAGAAGUAUCUCAAUGCUGGUCUGCUCUCGGACACAUUCAAGGAGGAGGAAGGAAAGAAGCACAGUCGAUCAGAGGAAGGACCUUCUCAGAUAUUGCUACCUCCUCCGCCGUAUUGUGAGCGAUUCUUCCGCAAGACCCAGAGGGAUUUCCUUCUGCCCUAUGAUCUCUGGUGGGCGCAUGAGAAUCAGAAGUUGCCUGGGAGAAAUAGCGUUCCAAGUUGGAACUACAAGAAGAUCCGCACAAAUGUUUACAUUGACGUGAAAGCGAAUCCCAGGACGGAUCAGCCUUCGUGCAGUUGCAAUCCUAGCACGGGAUGCGGUGAGGAUUGUCUGAAUCGAGUGGUUUACACAGAAUGCAACUCGGAAUCUUGUCCGUGUGGCGACAAGUGUCAGAAUACGAAGAUUCAGAAGCAUGAGUACUCACCUGGAUUGGAGAGAUACAUGACGGCGAACAAGGGAUGGGGCGUCCGGACGCGACUGCCCAUCAAGAAGGGGAACUUCAUACUCGAGUAUGUGGGUGAAGUGGUCACAGAGCGGGAGUUCAAGGAGCGAAUGGCUACACUCUAUGUCCGCGACACUCACCACUACUGUCUGCAUUUGGAUGGGGGACUGGUGAUUGAUGGACACCGCAUGGGCAGUGAUGGGCGUUUUGUUAACCACUCGUGCGCCCCGAAUUGCGAAAUGCAGAAAUGGAGUGUGAAUGGACUGCCCAGGAUGGUGCUGUUUGCCGCCAGGGACAUCAAGGCGGGCGAAGAGUUGACCUAUGAUUACAACUUUGCCCUGUACAAUCCCACUGAGGGUCAACCGUGUCUCUGUGAGUCCUCAUCAUGUCGUGGAGUGAUUGGUGGGAAGUCUCAGAGAGUGAAACCGCCGCCAGUGGAUCAGCAGAGUGGAAACCAUCAGAAGGCGAGUAAUGGUGAUGAUGCUGCUUCCAGGGGAAGAUCACGAAAGAGGACGGCGAAGAAGAAUCUUGUGCAGAACACUGGUAAAGAUCGGUCAGGAACGCCUCUGUUCCAGGUGCCAUCCAACAAGGAGUUGAUCAUCAUUAAGGAGAGCCACUGUUUCCUCAUGAGGAAUCUCGGGAAGAUUCGUCGAUUGAAGGAGCGUUUGACACAGCAGCCUCAGGCACCAGUUCCCUCACCAGUAACUCUCCUCACGAGAAUUACAGAAUUGCGUGCGCCGAGGAACAUCCGGACUAGGGGACUCACGGUGGGCGAUCAUGAUCCUCAGAUUGACAAGAUGGCGAAGAUGGCAGCGAUCUUCAAGGAUCUCUGUCGGGAUAUUUGUAGCUUUAAGGAGAGUGGACCGCACUAUGCCAUCAACAAGCUGGCGCUGCCGGCUAAGAAGAAACUACCGCAGUAUUAUGAGGUAGUGACGAAGCCCAUCGAUAUGGCGCAGAUUGAGGCGAAUGUGGAGCGAGGAGUGUACAAGAAUCCCGCAAUGUUCGAUGAGGAUGUGCAGAGACUAUUCAAGAAUGCCAUACAAUUCUAUCCAGCGACGUCAGAUGAGAUGAAAAUAGCUCAGAAUCUUCUUACGCUGUUCACGAACAAGAAGCAGUUGGUCUAUCCGCAAUUGUUGGAGAUUGUUGACGACAAGGAAACACUCAAGGGCUUCCAGAGGUCGAAAGUGAAUGAGUUGGUGCUGAAGGCGGAGCCCAAUGAGGAUGUCAUUCAGUGCAUUUGUGGCUUGUUUAAGGACGAAGGACUGAUGAUUCAGUGCUCAGACUGUCAAGUGUGGCAACACACGGAGUGCACGAAGGCGGACACGGAAGCUGAGAGUUAUCGGUGUGAAAAGUGUGAUCCCAGGCCAGUGAAUCUGGAAAUUCCGCUGGAGGAGUUCACAGAUGAGGGCUACAGAUACUACUUGUCGCUACUGCGAGGUGAUCUGCACAUACGGCAGACUGACACUGUGUACGUUCUCAGAGAUAUUCCAAUGGAUCCCGAUCCCAAGAAUUCCAACAGUCAAGCGCCGCGGAAGCACACGUACGAGACAAUUGGAGACAUUGACUACUCAGAGUGUGACAUCUUUCGCGUGGAGAGACUGUGGAAGGACAACAACGGGAAGCGUUUCGUCUUUGGCCAUCACUACUUGCGACCGCAUGAGACUUACCAUGAGCCCUCGAGGAAGUUCUAUCCCAACGAAGUGGUCCGCGUGCCGCUGUACGAAGUGGUGCCAAUUGAACUGAUCAUGGCCAGGUGUUGGGUGCUGGAUGUGAACACCUACUGCAAGGGACGACCCGUGGACAGCGAGGAGGAUCACAUUUACAUCUGCGAACUGAGGGUGGACAAGGGAGCUCGCUUCUUCUCCAAGGUUUCCAAGCAGGCCAAUCCGGUGUGCACCAAGAGCUACGCCUUCCGCAAGUACGAGCAGCGGCUGAAGAUCUCACGAACAUAUGCGCCUCAUGAUUUAGGUCCGAUGCCACCCAAGCAGAAGAAGCGCAAGGAAGAAAUACCCAUUGCUUCGAGAAAGAAUUCCACAUCAAUCAUUCAAUUAAUGCCACCUCCGCCAAAAACUUUGCAUGAGAAGAGGAGCCGCCUGGAAGAGACUCUCACGCGCCUAAUGAACCGCCUGAAGAGCACAAAGCCAGAAAGUCUGCCGGCCAUGGACUUGUCCUAUUUGUUAACGGGCAGAGGAGCUCGACAGCGUCGCGCCAAUGCCACGAGUGUGCCUGUUUAAUCCAGCAUUUGGGUGGAUUUAUUGUAGUAUUUUU
Phlebotomus argentipes is the source of this 7777-nucleotide messenger RNA. RefSeq names its product histone-lysine N-methyltransferase ash1 (gene ash1). The coding region runs from base 271 to 7743 and encodes 2490 amino acids. The transcript is spliced from 9 exons. NCBI's taxonomy places the organism in Eukaryota, Metazoa, Arthropoda, Insecta, Diptera, Psychodidae. Gene Ontology annotation, cellular component: nucleus. The record is from RefSeq and is a predicted model, not a curated record. Gene Ontology annotation, molecular function: protein binding; histone methyltransferase activity; chromatin binding.